Molecule: messenger RNA, 942 nt
Organism: Chinchilla lanigera (long-tailed chinchilla)
Lineage: Eukaryota; Metazoa; Chordata; Mammalia; Rodentia; Chinchillidae
Product: olfactory receptor 5D18-like
Exons: 1
Coding region: 1-942 (313 amino acids)
Biological process (GO): G protein-coupled receptor signaling pathway; sensory perception of smell
Cellular component (GO): membrane
Molecular function (GO): G protein-coupled receptor activity; odorant binding; olfactory receptor activity
Source: RefSeq, a predicted model, not a curated record
AUGCAAGACAAUCAGACCAUGUUAGUCACCUUCAUCCUCCUGGGCUUCUCCGAGUACCCUGACCUCCAGGUGCCCCUGUUCCUGGUAUUCCUGGCCGUCUACACCAUCACCGUGCUGGGGAACCUAGGCAUGAUCCUGAUCAUCAGGGUCAGCCCCAAGCUCCACACCCCCAUGUACUUCUUCCUCAGUCACUUGUCCUUUGUUGACUUCUGCUACUCCAGCGUGGUUACCCCGAAGCUACUAGAAAACCUGAUUGUGGAAGACAGAACCAUCUCCUUCACAGCAUGUGUCACACAGUUCUUCUUUGCGUGUGUGUUUGUGGUCACAGAAACAUUCAUGUUGGCCACGAUGGCCUACGACCGAUUCGUGGCAGUGUGCCAGCCUCUCCUCUACACAGUUGUGAUGUCCCCAAAGCUCUGCUCCGUGUUAGUGGGUACCUCCUACUCAUGGGGGCUAAUAUGUUCCGUGACCCUUACUUCCUUCCUACUGAAAUUGUCCUUCCGGGGAAAUAACGUCAUCAAUAACUUUGUGUGUGAGCAUGCUGCCAUUGUUGCUCUGUCCUGCUCUGACCCCUACAUUAACCAACAGCUCAUUUUUUUUUCUGCCACAUUCAAUGAAAUCAGCAGCCUGGCGAUCAUUCUCACCUCCUAUGCUUUCAUUUUCAUCACCAUCACAAAGAUGCCUUCACCCGGGGGUCGUAGUAAAACCUUCUCCACGUGUGCCUCCCACCUGACGGCCAUCACCAUCUUCCACGGGACCAUCCUGUUCCUCUACUGUGCCCCCACCACCAAAAGCUCAUGGCUCUUGGUCAAAGUGGCCUCUGUCUUCUAUACGGUGGUCAUCCCCAUGUUGAACCCCCUGAUCUACAGCCUCAGGAACAAAGAUGUCAAAGAGACAGUCAGGAAAUUAGUAGGGUCCAAAUUAUUAUGUCAACUCUUAUAA